UUCGCGGUCUGUUUUAAAUAAUCUAUUUGAAAUGAAAUUUUAAUAGUUCACCUAUAAAAUAUUUCUAGUUAGUUUGUAUUUCCUUUCGACUAAAACGAUGGCUACUCCAAAAAGUGAAAAAGAUCUGCAUUUGCCCCUGUCCAGGGUCAAAACAAUAAUGAAAAGCUCACCGGACGUAGAAGCUGUUGGUCCAGAACCACUUUAUUUAGUCACUAAAGUUACAGAAUUGUUUGUAAUGGACCUAGCAAAGAGGGCACACAAAAACAGUAAUGCCAACUUCCUAGAAUACAAACAUAUUGCUGAUAUUGUUCAAGAGGAUGACACUUUAGACUUUCUCAGAGAGAUCAUGCCUCGAAAGAUCACUGUGCGUCAAUUCAAAGAGAUGAUGGCCAAGAAAGCUGCCAAGAACGGUGAUGAUUCAAGUGAAGACUCCAGUGAAGACAGCAGUGAAGACUCAUCCAGUAACAAUGAACAAGAGUGAUAAGCUGAACUACAAACACUAAGGGACAAAUUCAUAGACUGAAGAAAAGUGAAGAAUUUAAACAGAAACAAAUGUUGCGUGUCUCCUAAUCUGUGCCAAUAAGGCUAUUCUGGCCUUGGGUUAUUUUUAUUAACUUCAUCUUACAAAUUGAUUUAUUUUCUUUCAUGAAAUGUGAUAACAUUUACAAAUAUUGUGCUCGUCAAGUAUCAUUUAAUUGUGUCAUUAAAUUGUUGAUUGUGUCAUUAAAUGAUAGAAUUCUGCCUUUGCAUGUUGUUUGUUAAUCAAAAUGUUAUGCAAUAAAAAUUUGUAUUACUUAUGAUUACUUUAAGUUUUUCAAAUAUUAAAGUGAAAUAAAUAACAUAGAGUUUGUAAAUUAUGUUGCAAAAACUUUGAUCUGGUGUAAUCUAAAAGUAAUUGUCAUUUCACAGACCACCUCAAACUAUUUGUGGUGUGGCACUUUUAUCAAAUAAUUUCAACUAUAAUUAAGAGCACUGAAGUAUGUUUCUCAUAAUAUCUAAGGCAUGCAAGAGUAUAUAUAUUGAGGCCAUCAGCGCAAAAGUGGCCUAACCCACAAUUUUUCAUAAUCAUGUUUAUAAUUAUGUAUAUUGCAAUUUAUUUAAAAUAUAAUAAAUUUUGUUUUUUGCCUACUCAAAUUUAAAUUCGUGAAAACUUAAACAUCUCUGCUCCAUAAUAACUAUGGUAAGCUUUGGCCACUUUUUCGAUGACGUCCUCAAUUGUCACAUGAAGUUGGAGUUUCAAUCAUACAAGUGAUUGAAACUCCAACUUCAUGUGACAGUUGAGGCAGUCUGGACUCAUUGUUGCAUUUGAUCUGUGCUUAGUGCGAGUUUUGUAGAUGUAGAUUAAAUAUAGAAUGAAUUGUAAACAUUUCAUGUGAGUGGGAUUUUAAUAACUACUAUUUUUUUAUUUUUGUUUUUGUUUUUUAUAAGUAUUGUAGGUAGCAAUGCAUUACUCAUGGCCACACAAAGUCUAUCGAAGCUUACAUGUAAAGAUAUUUAAAAAAAGAAAUCCAAUGUUUUUAUACGGAAUGUGCAAGUUGUUUUAUUGCAACAGUAUGGUAUUAUUUAUAAUUGUAAACAGACAUGUAAUUGAAUGUAUUUCCUGACUAACCAUGGUAUGAACAAACACAGAAGAGAAAUAAAAGAAUUGAAA
Bombyx mandarina (wild silkworm) is the source of this 1651-nucleotide messenger RNA. It is a transcript of the gene Chrac-16, whose product is annotated as chromatin accessibility complex protein 1. The record is from RefSeq and is a predicted model, not a curated record. Gene Ontology annotation, biological process: chromatin remodeling; DNA-templated DNA replication. Gene Ontology annotation, molecular function: protein heterodimerization activity. NCBI's taxonomy places the organism in Eukaryota, Metazoa, Arthropoda, Insecta, Lepidoptera, Bombycidae. Gene Ontology annotation, cellular component: nucleus; CHRAC.